AUGGCACGACAAAUUAAUUUUGAAAACAUUAAUAAUGAUGCAUUGGAUAAAGUCAUGAAAAAACCAUUCACUGCUCGUCAAUUACUAGGAGCACUUGUUACAAAAGAACUUCAAGAACGUGAUGAAAUCUCCUCAUCAAUUCCUAUAGAUGAGGCUACUAUUGAACUAAUUGAUAAUUGGCUUGAUGAAAAUUUGUCAACAAUAACUGACCUAUUAAAUAGGCUUGAACUUCAAAAGCUUUCUAAACAACAUCAUAAUGCUAACAAUGGUCGUCAACUUUAG
This is a messenger RNA of Rotaria sp. Silwood1, 282 nucleotides long. NCBI's taxonomy places the organism in Eukaryota, Metazoa, Rotifera, Eurotatoria, Philodinida, Philodinidae. The record is from the annotation of a GenBank genome assembly.